UAGCAAUUUAUAUGAUGAAAAGCACAACAGAAUAUGGGCAGCUGGACCCACCCCACCAAUUUAUAACCUACUAACGACCUUACCAGGUUCUAACCCCCAAUUACAAAAUGACCCUCCCGAUUCAGUGUUACGCACCUCCACCGCAUCAUUCUUCACGUCCUCUCCGAUAAUCAUGACCGUCGAUUUUCCCCCUCAAUCAACCCCACAAUCAGCUUAUUUCGCAUUCUAUUUCACUGAAAUGGCGAUCAGGCCUUCCCCCGACGACACGAGGAUCGUCGAUGUUUACGUCAAUGGUGUGAGGAAGGCCACGGUGACAGUAGAAGUCAGCCAAUGUAAGGUGGUAACAGUGUACCCUGAAAUCCUUGUGGAUACUACGGCUAAUGUAACGUUGGCGGCUGCCGAUUCAUCCACGUUGCCUCCUAUAAUCAGUGCGAUGGAAGUUUUCGCCACCGUUGAUCAUGUUCAAGAUCAUGAUAGAGGUUUCACUGUCGGUGCAUAUGAUCCUCUGAUAUUAACCUUUGUCAUUUUAAUUCAUAUUUUUGUUGUUUUACUCUUUAAUUGAGGCAAAAUUGGUCCUCCCAAGGUAUUUUUCUUCUUCAUUAGUACUUUUAUUUC
Theobroma umbraticum is the source of this 615-nucleotide messenger RNA. Lineage: Eukaryota; Viridiplantae; Streptophyta; Magnoliopsida; Malvales; Malvaceae. The record is from RefSeq and is a predicted model, not a curated record.